AUGAGGAAGCGGCACGACUUGCUUGAGAUCCACAGCGUGGCGGCCCGACCGCACAAGCGGGGCGGCACCGAGACAACGCGGGAGCACCACUUCCCCCUCUACUCGCACCCUAUGUUUCGUGCCGCACUGCACAACGCAGAUGCAGUCCAGGAUGCCGUUGAGGAACAGUCCGACCGCGUCGACCCACGCGCGCUCGACGCGGCUCUUGAGAACAUGGUGACACAGCUCAUGGAGCAGCAGCUGAGUCAGCACGAGGCCGGAGGGGACACACCUCCCACCCUUGCAAAGAAGGACCUUAUCGUCACCGAGAGUGAGCUGCUCGCGCUCCUCGCCGAAGCAACACACGCCACGCCACUGUCACCGUACCCGCAGCAGCCGCCGUCAGCGUUUCCACCCAUUAGACCAGAGGCGGUCUCGGCACUCGCCUCUGCAGCCGCCGCGUGCUCGCCACCACCGCCGCAAGGGUCAUUCAUCCCAAAUCAGGGCUACCACGCCACCCACCCUCCUCUGCACUCCAGCGGUGACGCGAAGCGCUGCGUCGGGCCACCACCGCGCACCCAGGCUUCAUCCUUCAGCGGUGCAGCCUCGGCCUUAGGCGGUGACGAGCCGGACGAGCUCAAUGUUGUGUCGGUCGACGCCCUUCAGCAAGUUGCUCUAGGAAGUCGCAGGGACAAGGACGAGCAAGCGGCGCCGCGGCUCCAGCCUCUGUCCGAAAGCGCGGCAUCAACGACCUCAGGUCGGCCGACAGCGCAGCAUCCUCCUCCUACGAUGUCGCUCUACUCACUCCUCCCGUGCCUGGUGGCUUCACCAGGGCUGACCGCGGCGUCGGUGCUUCCUGCCACCGUCUCUUCAUCCCCGAGCCCGUCACCGUCUGCAGUGACGUUCCGUGAAAUGGACCGCUGGCCGGGUACCAGCUCCGGCCCAGUCGCACAGCAGUCUGUGGACGCGCAGCAGCUUCACAAAGUCCCCGACGCCGUCUUCGCUGCCAUGGACGUGCUCAUGGACGGCAACAGCUGCUGCAUGCGGCGGCGACAGCGCCUGGUAGCGACGAACAGGAACAAGGCUGAAGCACUUUCGCUGAGCCCGAGGUGCCUUCCCGGAAGCGGAGGCAGCGCUUCAGGCGGCUCUUGCUUCGCCUUCGGAUGUGGCAGCAAGGGUGCAAGUCUCAACUGCAUGUACGUCCCUGUAUCGCAGAACACGCUUCCUGCUCCACCGCCGCCACGCACCGCCGCGGAGGCGAAGGCGCGCCGCAUCCUGGAGGGCCAGCGGCGCAAGCAGCGGCUGCAAGAUCAGCAGCAGCAUCCUGUGUCCAACUCCUCUUUGCUGGCUGGCGGCGGCAAUACCGCGCCCCUCAGCUCCUCCUUCGCCGAGCUUCGCGGUGCCACUAUCCGUCUACCGACAGAGCCUCUCAGAUGGCGCCACAUGGACCGGUCCGGUUCAAGGAUCCACGGUAGUACGCACGUGGCACCGCUCCCUGCCGCCUCUUCUGUGAGCCGCAGCUCCGCUGUGGUGGUCGGGACCGCUUCAACACUACCGCUCACCCAAGAGGCCUCACCGACCUUCACUCUUCGUGGUAUUGCGGGUGAGUCCGUGUACAUGCAGGCCAUCAGCUCUGCGAGCCGCUUUGUCAACCCGCUUCCUUGA
Molecule: messenger RNA, 1644 nt
Organism: Leishmania mexicana MHOM/GT/2001/U1103
Lineage: Eukaryota; Euglenozoa; Kinetoplastea; Trypanosomatida; Trypanosomatidae
Exons: 1
Coding region: 1-1644 (547 amino acids)
Source: RefSeq, a predicted model, not a curated record